AUGGCACAACACAACAAUGACGAGGUCCCAGCAGCCAGUGAAGUGAUGGAGACUCGUGCUGUUGCGGCGAAGAAGCGUGGAAGCUCGAAGGAUGUCGUGGCAUCAUUUGAGCAAAGGGUUGGCAGAUUGGAAGAUCGAUAUAACGAAGUUCAGGAGACUCAAGACUCGGUUGAAUCUCGCUUGGAGAAACUGGAGUCUGUGGAGGAUGUGCUUCGCGAAGAAACCCAAACACUCAUCAACGACAUGACAGAGACGGUGGAUGAGCGUACCCGAGGUCUCGAGAGCAUGUACUUGGCCAUGAGGGCCGAACUGAUGCGGGAGAUGAAUGAGCUCAAGAGUGAGCUGCUUGUCUACAAGGCUGCAGUGUUGAAUGGAGUGACUGGGGAGGCGCAAGCACCAAGACCCAGGAUCGACGUCCCUAAGCCGAAGGAGUUCAAGGGGAGUCGAACUGCCCAAGAUGUGGAGAAUUUCAUCUGGGGCAUGGAGCAAUUCUUCCGAGGCAUGGGCAUCGGGGAUGAUGCCACCAAGGUAAAUGUUGCUUCAAAUUAUCUUGCUGAUGCUGCUAUGUUAUGGUGGCGACACAGGUGUUCCGAGAGGACGGAUCCGGUCGGGACAUGGGAGGAGUUCGUGGGCGAACUCAAAGAGCAUUUCUACCCGAAGAAUGCUGUGCUCGAGGCUCGAGCAAAACUGAAACAGUUGAAGCAUGACCGUACAAUCUUGGAGUAUGUCAAGAACUUCACUGAGAUCAAGAUGCAAAUUCCCGACUUAGGUGAGUCAGAAGGGUUCUUUGCAUUCAUGGAUGGACUACAACGGUGGGCCAACUUGGAGAUCCAGAUGAGGGGAGUGAAAACUCUCUCCAAGGCAUUGGAUGAAGCCGAGGCCAUUGCCCCAUUUGAAAUAAAGAAGACCGACUCUCACAAACCAAAGCCAAAACCCAAAGGUAAUGGUGGGGGAGAGAAGGCCAGAGGAAUCUCCAACAAGCCAGCAGGGGGUAAUGGGAAGCAGAAUGAUCGACCCAAAAAGCUUUCCAAUCCUUGGGAGAAGAAGGGAGAAUUAUCGUGCUUCAAUUGUGGAGGAAAUCACAUGAAGAGGGAUUGUCCUCAGCUUAUGAAAGUUGCUGCCAUCAAGGAGAAUGAUGGGGAAGAGAAGGAGACCUUGAAGCUUGGUUCCAUCAUUAGUUCCAUGGAGAUCAAGAAGGGUCGCAAGAAGAAGGGACUGAUGUACGUAGACAUCACCGUGGCGGGCCAAAAGAUGAGUGCACUAGUGGACACGGGUGCCUCAGAGUUGUUCUUGUCCGAACAAGCUGCCAAGAAACUUGAUCUUCGUAUAGAGAAGACAAGUGGCUUCAUUAAAACCGUCAAUACCAAGGAGGUUCCGAUUGUUGGGGAAGCAAGAGGAAUCAAGCUUAGCAUUGGAGGAUGGACCGGGAAGGAGUCCAUAAAGGUAAUCCCACUCGAUGAUUUCGACUUUGUUAUUGGGAUUAGUUUCCUUGAUCGGAUUAAUGCGUUUCCCUUGCCAUUUGCCGAUUGCCUAGUAAUUUGUGAUCCGAAGCACCAAUGCAUUGUUCCGGUAAGUCGAGAGUCUGGAACCGAUGCCAAGAUGCUAUCCGCGAUCCAGUUCUCAAAGGGGGUGCGCAGGGAGGAACCCACCUUUGUGGCUUCAUUGGUGGGAACUGAGCCCACAAUGACCGAGGAAGUCCCGACUGAAGUGGGACAAGUAUUGGCAGAGUUUAGGGAUGUAAUGCCAACAGAGUUGCCAAAGUGUUUGCCACCGAAGAGAGAGGUGGACCACAGGAUCGAGCUCGUGCCGAAUGCGGAGCCUCCCGCCAAGGCACCGUACCGUAUGGCCCCACCGGAGUUAGAGGAGCUUCGCAGACAGUUGAAAGAGCUCCUAGAUGCGGGACAUAUCCGACCGUCGAAGGCACCCUUUGGUGCACCGGUGCUAUUCCAGAAGAAGCAUGAUGGCUCCCUUCGAAUGUGUAUCGACUACCGGGCUUUAAACAAGCUCACUGUGAAGAACAAGAAACCCAAUUCCAUUCUUCUCUUUAGAUAA
Messenger RNA from Hibiscus syriacus, 2052 nucleotides. RefSeq lists its product as uncharacterized. The transcript has 2 exons. NCBI's taxonomy places the organism in Eukaryota, Viridiplantae, Streptophyta, Magnoliopsida, Malvales, Malvaceae. The record is from RefSeq and is a predicted model, not a curated record. Bases 1 to 2052 code for a protein of 683 amino acids.